AUGAGGACGACAAGCGAAGCCUCCUCCCUUCUGAUUCUCCCCAUUCAAAUUGUACAUCCUUGUCCGUCUUUGUUUCUCUCCAUCUUUGCUUGCUUAACAACUUAUUUCCUUUUGCUUUUCUGCGGCCUUUCAUCGAGCAGGCUAUUUAAAGUUAAAGAAAAGCAAAAGGAAAUCGAAGAAAAUACAAAGGAGAAGGGCCUAGUCAAGAAGCAAAGUGCAGGGGAAUUACGUCUUCAUAGAGACAUAAGUGAGUUGAACCUACCAAAAGCAUGUGAAAUAUCUUUCCCUAAUGGAAAGAACGAUCUGAUGAACUUUGAGGUCACCAUUGAACCGGACGAGGGAUAUUAUAUUGGUGGCAGGUUUGUCUUCUCAUUUCAUGUUCCCAUUAUCUACCCUCAUGAAGCUCCAAAGAUCAAGUGUGAAACAAAGAUCUAUCAUCCCAACAUUGACUUGGAAGGGAAUGUUUGUCUUAACAUUCUUCGAGAAGAUUGGAAACCUGUCCUCAACAUAAACACUGUUAUUUAUGGAUUGUCUCACCUAUUCACGCAACCCAAUUAUGAGGAUCCCUUGAACCAUGAGGCAGCUGAUGUUUUGAGGGAUGAUCCAGAGUUGUUUCAAUCAAAUGUGAGAAAAGCAAUUGAUGGUCGCCAAUGGGUGGGAACCGACUAUUUCCCCGGGUGCAAUUGA
Molecule: messenger RNA, 687 nt
Organism: Prunus armeniaca (apricot)
Lineage: Eukaryota; Viridiplantae; Streptophyta; Magnoliopsida; Rosales; Rosaceae
Source: the annotation of a GenBank genome assembly